UCGUCUGAACGACCUGAACGUAGCCGCAAUGCAAAGGCACAGGCCAGGCAUCGCGCGAAGCGAAAGGCCUAUAUUGAGCAGUUGGAACAGACCGUGGUCAAGUUGCAGACCAUCAUGAAUCUCUCACCGGAGCAGGUGGCGGCCCUGCCCCCUCCCUCGGUUCGGAUACGUGAGCUCGAGCAGGAGAACCAGCGGCUCCAUCACGAAAUGGACAGACUGAGAAGA
Gloeophyllum trabeum ATCC 11539 is the source of this 225-nucleotide messenger RNA. RefSeq lists its product as uncharacterized. Gene Ontology annotation, molecular function: DNA-binding transcription factor activity. Lineage: Eukaryota; Fungi; Basidiomycota; Agaricomycetes; Gloeophyllales; Gloeophyllaceae. The transcript is spliced from 2 exons. The record is from RefSeq and is a predicted model, not a curated record. Gene Ontology annotation, biological process: regulation of DNA-templated transcription. The annotation marks the transcript as partial.